Molecule: messenger RNA, 1758 nt
Organism: Aspergillus heteromorphus CBS 117.55
Lineage: Eukaryota; Fungi; Ascomycota; Eurotiomycetes; Eurotiales; Aspergillaceae
Product: cytochrome P450
Exons: 4
Coding region: 1-1758 (585 amino acids)
Molecular function (GO): monooxygenase activity; oxidoreductase activity, acting on paired donors, with incorporation or reduction of molecular oxygen; heme binding
Source: RefSeq, a predicted model, not a curated record
AUGAUCUGGUACACCGUGGUCGUGGGCCUCGUGGGCCUGGUCGUUCUCGACUAUGCCUGGGGCCUUGCCAAACACAUUCGCGUGGCGCGUCGGUCAGGUCUCCCCUAUGUGAUCGCUCUGGAUCAACCGAAUAUCUUAUUCAUGGUAUUGUUUGGCACGACGCUGCUUCCGUACAUGAUAAGUUGGCUGCCUCCCUGGCUGGCGGAUAUUAUGAACGACAACCUCGGCUCCUUCCGCUGGCGCGUCAAGAAUCGACAGACGAAACGCUACGGCGGGGUUUAUUUGAAUGUGUCUCCUCAUGGCAUUAGAUGCAGUGUUGGGGAUGCAGCGGUUGUCUCGCAGAUUGUCAAUGCGCGGCAUGAUUUCCCAAAACCGGUUUUCCAGUAUCGAAUAUUGGAUAUGUACGGGCCGAAUAUCGUCACGUGUGAGGAUAAGGAAUGGUCUCAUCACCGCCGACACACGGCCACGACGUUCCAUGAAAAGAACAACGAUCUGGUCUGGAGAGAGUCCAUCCGACAGGCUCGAGAAAUGGCCGACUACUGGCAAGAAACAUACCCCGUGAACAUACCACAUGGAUCAGGAUUCACGAUCCAGGAGACAAGGGAGGACCUGCACAAGCUUACGUUAAAUGUGAUCUCGAGCGCAGGGUUCGGGGUGGAUAUGCCCUUCAAGCCCAUCCCACAGGACUCGCUGAAGAGCACGGAGGAUAUAUUCAAGGAUAGCCCAACGCCCCCGGCGGGAUUCGACUUCACGUUUCGAUCGGUUGUUUCGUACAUGAAUGUCAAAAUCGCCACUAUGGCUCUGGCAAACAAGAUCCUUCCUACAUGGGUUCCGAGAGUAUUGCUGCCCUUCUUGAAGGACGACUUUGCCGCUUAUCGAGAUCUAGAUCAGUACCUGCAGAAGCUGAUCAGCGUGAAUAAAUCCGGCGUCACAGGCACGGAGACUGCUUCGAAUCUCAUUGAGGGCAUGCUACUCUCCAGAAGGCCCGACGAUGCCAAGGAUCCCGGCCUGACGGAUCGAGAGGUCAUUAGCAACAUGCACAUCUUCACGAUUGCCGGGCACGAAACAACGGCAACAACUUCGAGGUUUGCGCUCUUGCUUCUGGCCCUCGAUCAGGACGUGCAGGAUUGGGUCUAUAACGGUAUAGUUGAGGCUACGAAGAAUGAGCCGUCGGACGUCAAGGAUUGGGACUAUGAGAGGAUAUUUCCCAAGCUGGUGACUCCGCUUUGCGUGAUGCUCGAGACAAUGCGCCUAUAUCCCCCCGUUAUUACCGUGCCUAAAUGGACAGGCGAAACACCGAGUACCAUCCACUAUCGCGGAAAGGAUUAUGUUCUGGAACCGCAUGUCAAGGUCAGCCUGAACGCGGGCAGUCUCCACUACUCCGAAGAAUACUGGGGGAGGGACGCUGCCCUGUUUCAGCCACAGCGAUGGGACGUGUGCAACCACGAGAGCUUCUUGGCUCAAAACGCAGACAUGCCCGGCCUGGCUGGGCCCGGAUUGGAGUAUCCCACCAUCCAUAAGCCGGUCCGAGGCGCUUACCUCCCUUUCAGCGAUGGGUUCCGCGCGUGUCUGGGGAAGAAAUUUGCUCAGGUCGAGCUUGUGGCUGCGCUGGCGGUGCUGCUCCGUGACUAUCGGGUCGAGUUGGCAGAUAACAGUGAGGAGGGCAGGGGAAAUGCAUGCAGAAUACUGGAUAAAAGCACUUCUGUCUUAACCCUUGCAAUGAGGGAAAGUGUGCCAUUGCUUUUCCGCAAGAGAUAG